Trichechus manatus latirostris (Florida manatee) is the source of this 2365-nucleotide messenger RNA. It is a transcript of the gene YIPF6, whose product is annotated as Yip1 domain family member 6. The transcript is spliced from 7 exons. The record is from RefSeq and is a predicted model, not a curated record. Lineage: Eukaryota; Metazoa; Chordata; Mammalia; Sirenia; Trichechidae. Gene Ontology annotation, cellular component: trans-Golgi network; membrane. Gene Ontology annotation, biological process: endoplasmic reticulum to Golgi vesicle-mediated transport. Bases 1044 to 1631 code for a protein of 195 amino acids.
CUUUUGGUUAGCAGCCAAGCUCUUAACCACUGUGCCACCAGGGCUCCAUAGUACUCUAUCGUGUGACGUACUAUAAUUUAUUCAACUAGUCCUCUGUUGAUGGGAAUUUGGGUUAUUCUCAAGUUUUUGCUUUUACAAGUAGUGUUGCAGUGAAGAGCCCGUGCAAAUGUCAUUUUGUAUUUUUUGCCAGUUAUCUUUGGGAUAGACUCUUAAAAGUGGGAUUGCUGAGUAAAAAUGUGUUUGAUAAGUAAAUUUGCCAGAUACUGCCAGUUUCAUCUCCCAUAAGGUGUCGUACCGUUUUGAAUUCCCACCAGCAAUGUGUGAGUGUACUUUCCUUUCAGCUUUACCAGCAGAAUAUGUUGUCAAACUUUUGGAUUUGUGCCAGUCUAAAGGUAAAAAUUAUAUUUCAAGUAGCUUUAAUGCACAUUUCUCUUAUUAUGAGUGUGGUUGAUAAGUUGUUUUUCAUAAGUUCUUUGCUAUGUUUCCUAAAAUUUUAGUAUAUUUUCUCAUGUUUCAUUUACCUGUAACUGUUGCCUACUAAAAAUUGUGCCUUCUGGACCAAAAACUGUAUGAGAAGGGAUUGAUUCUUUUUCUUAGGAAUUUGUAGAUUUCAGAGUUUUGGUUAUGAUAAUCAAAUUUGGCACUUGAACAGAAGUUUAAAAGUUUGCGUAUUUAUAAUUCAUUUUGAUAAUGUUAUUGAUCUGUGGUUGGCUGGUAACCUGGUUAAAAAAAAGUGUAGAUCAAGAUGUAUUUUGCCUUUAUUUUCCUGUUCUUCCCAGUUCCCUCUGGCUCCAUGUUAUGCUCGCCUUUAACCAGAAGGGGCCACUAGAAUCUACUAAGAGAACACCAACAACAAAAAAACCCCAUUGCCGUCGAGUUGAUUUUGACUCAUAGUGAACCUCUAGGACAGAGGGUUUCUAAAACUAAGGCUGUAAUCUUUACGGAAGCAGACUGCCAAGUCUUCCACAGAGUGGCUGUUUGCAGGCCUUUCAGAUGUAUCCAUCUCACAAGACAUCCCCGUAGAAGGAGAAAUCACCAUUCCUAUGAGAUCCCACAUUCAGGAAUUUGACAGUUCUACCUUAAAUGAAUCUGUUCAGAAUACCAUCAUGCGUGAUUUAAAAGCUGUUGGAAAAAAAUUCAUGCAUGUUUUAUACCCAAGAAAAAGUAAUACUCUUUUGAGAGAUUGGGAUUUAUGGGGCCCUUUGAUCCUUUGUGUGACACUCGCAUUAAUGCUUCAAAGAGGCUCUGCAGAUAGUGAAAAAGAUGGAGGGCCCCAGUUUGCAGAAGUAUUUGUUAUUGUCUGGUUUGGUGCAGUUACUAUCACCCUCAACACAAAACUUCUUGGAGGAAACAUAUCUUUUUUUCAGAGCCUUUGUGUCCUGGGUUACUGUAUACUUCCCUUGACGGUGGCAAUGCUGAUUUGUCGGCUGGUACUUUUGGCUAAGCCAGGACCAGUAAACUUCGUGGUUCGGUUUUUUGUGGUGAUUGUGAUGUUUGCCUGGUCUAUAGUAGCCUCUACAGCCUUUCUUGCUGAUAGCCAGCCUCCAAAUCGCAAAGCCCUUGCUGUGUAUCCUGUAUUCUUGUUCUAUUUUGUCAUCAGUUGGAUGAUUCUCACCUUUACUCCUCAGUAAAUCAGGAAAUGGAAAUUAAAGACCAGUGAAUUGAAAGCUCAUUGGAAUGAUGCAAUUCACCAUGGAGCUUUGCCUCUGAGCCUCUUUUGUCUAAUUUUGGAGAUAUUUGGUAACUUGGUAGGUGAGGAGAUUAAAAGGGAGUCAUAUAGCACCAUUGCCACUUAUGUAAGGAACAGAUGUUAGAAAGACCACCCUUUUCCUCUUAAAUGUUGUUUGUUUAAAAUCCACGCACAAAGUACACACAUAAUAUAAUGCCUCCUGAGGCAUGAUGGAGUCACUGUGGUUCAUUUGGGUGACAACCAAUGACUCGGGAAGCACAUAGAUACAUCCUGCAAGAUGAGUAGAGUCAGUAACUGUAUUUCCAGUUUUAAGAAUACCAUUUCAGGUGCAACCCUUAAUCAUAUUGCCUUAUGACUAUUUGAAUAUCCCUCUCUUCAUAAACAAGAAUGUGUAGUCUGUAUCCAUUUCAAUUUAUUUCUCUCUCUUAAAGUAAAAAAGGCAAUGACAGAGGUUGGGAGGAGGGCUCUUAGAUAUGGGAGGAGAAACCAUGUUGAUCAGAGAAAAUUCUGUACUUGUUGCUUUAAGAAAAGUGAAGGACAUCCAAAGAAUCAGCCUCUUUGGUCUUUUUCUGUGUUGUUGUUAGGUGCCAUUGAAUUGGUUCUGACUCAUAGUGACUCUAUGUACAACAGAACAAAACACUGCCUGGUCCUGCAUCAUCCUCACAAUCAUUGGUA